GCAGGUUGGCGUCUGUGACCAAACACAGGUUGGGUACAAGUAUCCUGGGAAUGAACGAGGUCACUAAAGUGGACGUGACUUUAGAGACGAAUGUCCCCACACUGUACCAGGUGGACCAGGAGAUUGCCAACGAGGCGGCGCCGAGCUCCCGCUUUCCACCGGCCCACUUGGCACGCUCACGGUCCCAGAAUGCACUGCGCACUGCCGUCCCAGCGGCUGUUGGCAUCACUGAAUACAAAGGAGUUCAGAAUGAAGAGAUCCUGAAGGAUGAGCUGCCGGUCCUUGGUGCCCCGGACACCAUGGAGAAGACUGCCAGCAGGUCGCGCUGUCUUGUGAAGCAGCUGGAAAGGGUGGAGGCAUCUGUGGUGGAGCUGAAGAGAAACCUGGACUACGCCGCCUCAGUCCUAGAAGCUCUGUGCAUUGAGGAAGCCAGCUAAAUAGACCUUUGAGCAGAGGUGGAGGAGCACGUAGAGAAAUGGCCAAACGCAAACGUUUGUCCUAAAAAACCAACCUGUGGAGCAGAGGAGUCCACAAAAGGUACAACAAUCCAAAGAAUCCAAGGGGAAACAUUGAAGUGUAAAAGCAGAAAGCAGGUGAGGUUCAGGUUAACACAUCAUCCUCAUGCACGCAGGACUUUAUGGACACAAAGGGUUUCUUCCCGUCGGCAGUCGGCUCAUCAACAGAGCGCGGCUCCCCCAGCGUUUUAAUGGCACACGGUACUGGGCCAUUCCAGUAGCACGGUGGCUUCCUCACUCAUUUAUAAAUCACAACGGGAUC
Molecule: messenger RNA, 777 nt
Organism: Gasterosteus aculeatus aculeatus (three-spined stickleback)
Lineage: Eukaryota; Metazoa; Chordata; Actinopteri; Perciformes; Gasterosteidae
Source: RefSeq, a predicted model, not a curated record